Messenger RNA from Antechinus flavipes (yellow-footed antechinus), 3388 nucleotides. It is a transcript of the gene KBTBD13, whose product is annotated as kelch repeat and BTB domain containing 13. The transcript has a single exon. NCBI's taxonomy places the organism in Eukaryota, Metazoa, Chordata, Mammalia, Dasyuromorphia, Dasyuridae. The record is from RefSeq and is a predicted model, not a curated record. Gene Ontology annotation, molecular function: protein binding. The coding region runs from base 263 to 1633 and encodes 456 amino acids.
UUGUGAGUGACCAACCGGAAAGAGCUGUCUCAUGUUCUCCAGGUUCCCCUGUUCUGCCUCCUGAGUUUGUGGGGUCACAUGGGCAGGGGCUAUCUUUAGUCAAGAAGCUAUUUAUAUUCCCUCAGGGAAGUUACUUCAUAGCCUGGAAAUCCUGGGAGAGGGGUAAGAAGUGACUAACUCAGAUUGAGACCCUGCCUUUGGGGGAGAAAGCUCUCCUUGGCCCUCAUCCCGGGGCCCUGACUUCAUCUCCGCAGCUCCCACGAUGCAGUCACUCCUGCCAGGCAGUGUCCAAGUUUGGGUAGGGGGCCGGCCCUUUGCAGCCGACAAGGCCUUGUUGGUGGAAAACAGCGGCUUCUUCCGCGGCCUGUUCCGGUCAGGGAUGCAAGAGGCCACCCAAGGUGAGAUCCACCUCGGAGCGCUGAGCGCAGGCGGCUUCCAGACCACGCUGCAGGUGCUGGGGGGCCAGCGGCCGGCCCUGGGGGGUGAGGAGGAGCUGUUUCAGGCUGUGGAGUGUGCGGCCUUCCUGCAAGCGCCGCCGCUGGCCCACCACCUCAUCCACAGCCUCACCUCGGAUAACUGCGUGACGCUGUGCGAGACGGCCUUUGUCUUCGGCCUGUGGGACGUCUUUCACAGGGCGGCCCUCUUCGUUCGGGACGGCCCCCCGGAGAUGGCCGCCGAGCUGUCCCCGGAAGUGCGGGCCUAUGUGGAGGCCCUGAGACCCAGCAGCUUUGUGGCUGUCGGUACCCACACGCCCACUCCCCAGUACCUGGAGGAUGUGACUCGGACGCUGUGCUACCUGGACGAGAAGGAGGACGUGUGGAGGACGCUGUCGUCCUUGCCCGUGGAGGCCAGCACCUUGCUGGCCGGCGUCACCACGCUGGAGAACAAGCUCUACAUUGUGGGCGGGGUUCGGGGGGCCAAUAAGGAAGUGGUGGAGCCGGGCUUCUGCUACGACGCCGACCGCGGGACCUGGCAGGAGUUCCCCAGCCCCCACCAGGCUCGCUACGAUGUGGCUCUGGUGGGCUACGAGGGUAGCCUCUAUGCCAUUGGCGGGGAGUUCCAGAGGGUGCCGCUGAGGUCCGUGGAGCGCUAUGACUUUGCCUCUGGCUGCUGGAACUUCAUAGCGGACCUCCCCCAGCCGGCCGCGGCGGUCCCGCACGCCCAGACCUCGGGCCGCCUCUUCAUCUGUCUGUGGCAGCCGGCGGACACCACGGCCGUCUAUGAGUAUGGGAGCCGGGCCGACGCGUGGCUUCCGGUGGCGUCCCUGACCAGGCCCCAGAGCUACGGUCACUGCAUGGUGGCGCACCGAGACAGCCUCUACGUGGUCCGCAACGGGCCGUCCGAUGACUUCCUUCACUGCGCCAUCGACUGCCUGAACCUGACCACGGGGCAGUGGACCGCCCUCCCCGGCCAGUUCGUCAAUAGCAAGGGGGCGCUCUUCACAGCCGUGGUCAGAGGGGAUACAAUCUACACCGUCAAUCGCAUGGCCACCCUGCUGUACGGCGUGGGCAACGGCUCGUGGAGGCUGCUGAGGGAGAAGGCCGGUUUCCCCAGGCCCGGCUCGCUGCAAACCUUUCUUCUCCGGCUGCCUGACGGGGCCCGGGCCCCGGCAGUCUCCUCCCCGAAGCCAUGACAGGUUGGAAUUGCAGAGGGGUCCGUGGGACUGAACUCAGCGGUCAGCAGCAGGCUUGAGUGUGAGAAGGCUCUGCCCUGGUACCUUACCCGCUCUGUAUAGCUGGGGUCCCAGCAGCCGUAAAGGAAGCUUUCUCUUCGGCUAGUUCCUCUGUAGAGACACCCAAAGCCCCCGUGCGCCGCUCUGAAGCCUCCCGCCGGGCCUGCGUCUGCCGGGGCUGUGGCUGGGACGGCCCCUUUUGCUUCUCCCCCCAUGGCUCCAUUUAGCCUACAAAGCUGAGAGGCUGAGUCCUAGGGCACGUCAAAAAGCAGAUCGGGCUUGGCAGCCAGAGGACCUGAAUGGGAAUCUCACCCCUGCGCGAGUCAUUUUUGGGGGGAGGGGAUGCCACUUAUUGUCUGUCUGCGGGCAUCAGUUUCCUCCUUUAGGAAGAUGAGGAGGUUGGACUAGGGGCCUCUGAGGGCACUUUCAGCUCUAACUUUAGGAAAGUGCUUUACCUUUGCCUGCUGGGAAGACCCAUCACUGAGUAACGACCCAUCUUGACUGAAACUGUAAGACAUUGAGUGGUGAGACGGGGUCAGGGACUCGGCUGUGCUUGGAAAGCAACGUUGUGACUGGUUCUCAUCAGUCAUCUAUUGAGCACCUUUUAUUGAAAUAUUGAGCACAUUUGUUGAAGCAUAGUGCUGAAUUAAACGCUCUGUGAUGUUGGGUGUUGGAGAAGACAGUUCCUGACCAUCAAGCGUUUCCAAUCUAAGAAAGAAGGAGCUAACGUUAGUGAAAAAAACCGCAGCACAAUCCAAGGCAGUGUCCAAUUAAGUGCUGAAUUGUGCAGUGUGGAUAAGGGCUGUAGGAGUUCAGAGGGAAAAGGAGAUCACUAUGGGCUGCUGGGACCGAGGAAGAUUUCUUGGGGGUCGUAGGACCUAGUGUGAGGUAUGUUAGGUUGGCCAUGUGGGGAAUGACCUGAAGGUCAACAAGGAGUUGUUAACAUAAACUUCCAAUCAUAUAGACCUAGGAUGCAUCUAUUAAUUUUUCUUCUAAAUAAAGUGCUCUAAAUCACUAUUGAUUAGAAAAAUGCUAAUUAAAACAACUCUGAGAUACUGCCUCACACCUAUCAGAUUGGCUAAUAUGACAGAAAAGGAAAAUGAUUAGUGUUAGAGAGGAUGUGGGAAAAUUGGAAUACUGAUGCCUUGUUGGUGGAGUUGUGAACUGAUCCAAGCAUUCUGGAGAGCAAUUUGGAACUACGCCCAAAGGGCUAUAAAUCUAUUCACACCCUUUGAUCCAGCAAAUACCACUACUAUGCCUAUAUCCUAAAGAGAUCAUAAAACAUGGAAAAGGACCCAUAUGUAUAAAAAUGUUUAUAACAGCUCUCUUUGUAGUGGCAAAGAAUUGGAAAUUGAGGGGAUGCCCAUCAUUUGGGGAAUAGCUGAACAAGUUGUGGUAUAUGAAUGUAAUGGAAUAUUAUUGUGCUGUAGUGAUGAGCAGGCUGAUUUCAGAAAAACCUGGAAAGACUCAUAUGAACUGAUUCUGAGGGAAGUGAGCAGAACCAGGAGAAUAUUGUGAACAGUAAUAGUAACAUUGUGUGAUGAUCAGCAAUGACAGAUUUAGUAGCUCUUCUCAGCAAUACAGUGAGUCAUCCAAGACAAUUCCAAAAGACUCAUGAUUGAGAAUGCUAUUCAGCAAGGGAUAAUGCUGUAAAAAAAUUACCCUGGCAUGCGUUCUAUCAAUAAAAAAUUAUUAAAAAAUUAAAAAAAAAGAGAA